GAAGCGCUGAAGGCCACGGGUGCGAGCGACGUCUCCGCGGCGGUGGAAGCGGUCUCGGCCGGUCUCUUCAAGAUCAAGGCGCUGAAGGGACGCGAGAUCCUGGACUCCCGUGGCAACCCUACCGUGGAGGUCGACCUCACCACCGAGGGAGGAGUCACCGUUACCGCGGCGGUGCCCAGCGGCGCUUCUACGGGCGUUCACGAGGCCUGUGAGCUUCGGGACGGAGACAAAGCACGCUACCUGGGGAAAGGCGUCUUGAAGGCCGUGGAGUCUGUGAACACGGUUCUUACCUCGGAGCUCAAGGGCUUUGACGUGUCAAAGCAGAAGGAGCUGGAUGAGAAGAUGAUUGCGCUCGAUGGCACCCCCAACAAGAGCAAGCUCGGCGCUAACGCCAUCCUCGGGGUGUCCAUGGCAGCAGCCAAGGCUGCAGCUGUGGCCAAGGGUAUCCCACUGUACCAGCACUUCGCAGAGCUGGCAGGAAACGGCUCCAAGCUGACCCUCCCGGUGCCGUGCUUCAACGUGAUCAACGGCGGAUCCCACGCCGGAAACAAGUUGGCCUUCCAGGAGUACUUCAUCAUCCCAGUGGGAGCCUCGUCCUUCAAGGAUGCCAUGCGGAUCGGUGCCGAGUGCUACCACACCCUGAAGGGCAUCAUCAAGAAGAAGUUCGGCGGUGACGCUACCCUCAUCGGAGAUGAGGGUGGUUUCGCCCCGCCCUGCGAUGCCAAGCAGGGGGUGGAGCUGAUUAUGGAGGCCAUUGAGAAGGCAGGGUACAAGGACAAGUGCAAGAUUGGAAUGGACGUGGCAGCCUCUGAGUUCAAGGUGGAGGGCGCUGACUGCUACGACCUUGGAACUUGGUAUGCGGAGGCCGAGAAGACCCCGGAUCUGAAGAUGACGGGCGUCCAGCUUGCCGACUUCUACGCGGACCUCUGCAAGAACUACCCGCUGAUCACCAUCGAGGACCCCUUCGACCAAGACGACUGGGCCGCCUGGUCCGCCUUCACUGAGAAAGUGGGUGGACCCACGCAGGUUGUCGGAGAUGACCUGACCGUCACGAACGUCUCCCGUGUGAAGAAGGCAAUCGACGACAAGGCCUGCAAUGCCUUGCUGCUGAAGGUGAACCAGAUUGGAACCGUGUCCGAGUCCAUUGACGCCGUCAAACUUUGCAAGGUGAACGGAUGGGGUGUGAUGUGCUCCCACCGCUCCGGAGAGACGGAGGACACCACGAUCGCGGAUUUGGCUGUGGGUCUGUGCACUGGCCAGAUCAAGACCGGUGCCCCAUGCCGCUCCGACCGCAAUGCCAAGUACAAUCAGCUGAUGCGCAUCGAGGAGGAGCUGGGCGACAAGUGCGCCUACGCCGGCGAGAGCUGGCGCAAGCCCGUGUGGAUGGCUGCCUGA
Messenger RNA from Symbiodinium natans, 1395 nucleotides. The record is from the annotation of a GenBank genome assembly. Lineage: Eukaryota; Dinophyceae; Suessiales; Symbiodiniaceae.